AGGCCAGCAAUGGUAGUACAUCGCCUAGUCACCCAAUGGGUGACGUCGUGCGCUGUUUUCUGUACAUUAUUUCACAUCAUAGACGCCUCAAAUCAGACCUCUAUUACCGAUACUAUCACGAAUACUACUAAGCAAUUGUCUGGAGACAUCACCGUUGAGCGAUCCGUACAGGCUGAACAACUGGAAGCAUCUGGAGCUGAUGACUCCAUCAUUUCUGCGGGCCCAUCGUUACUUACUCUUGCACACCUCCCAACGAAAAGCAAUAUCAGAAAACGAGCAGCUGAUUUUUACAAUGGUGUCGUUGGUCCACAAUUCUACAUUCCCUUUGACAUCACAGCGCCACGUUAUCCGCACACUCUUGUGAUGGGCCUGGGCCGGCCGCUUCAGCGAGGAGGCCUCUUUCCCCAUGUAGAAUACGUAGCCCAAUGGUAA
Molecule: messenger RNA, 432 nt
Organism: Cylicocyclus nassatus
Lineage: Eukaryota; Metazoa; Nematoda; Chromadorea; Rhabditida; Strongylidae
Source: the annotation of a GenBank genome assembly